GCCGUGCGCAUCGGCUCUCUCUGACUUUCUCUGGGAUACGAUACUCAUCACUGCAUUCCCACGCUGCUUUUUUUUUUUUUUUUUAACCAUCUCACAUAAGGGUCCUGGUUUGUUUUAUUGUUGUUGUUGUUGUUGUUGUUGUUGUUGUUUUAAACACACAACAACAUAUUUAUUCAAGUGCAUGCUUGGUGUUUAACCUCAGCCGGGUCAAUGUAUAUAGACGCGUUCAAACGGAUCCUCUUUGAAAGGCUGAACUGCUUGAAGAGGAUGUGUGUGUGUCAGCGCCAGGGCAGCUCAUUCGCCAUGUCUAAGACAGCGGUGAAGAAGCUGCACUGGCGCUCCAAGGUGCAGGACAGCUUCGUCCCCUUGCUGGGCUCGUCGGGUGAGCUGGGCAUCGCCGUCGGCGGAGGAGCGGAUUAUGGAGAGUUUCCUUUCGUCACGUCGGCUCCGGGAGGCGUCCUCACUGUGGGUGACAUCAUCCUAGAGAUCGGGGGAACACCAGUACUAGGGAUGACAUUAGGAGAUGUCCGGGGUGUCCUCAACUCCUGCUCCCAUCCCAUCCGCAUCAAAACCUUGUCUCCAGGCUCCACAUUGUGCAAGGAUCUCAGGUUGUAUCUGAGUAAGUGCUUCACACCCGGCUCAGUGGACAGCCAACUUCAGCAGGUCAUCAGAGAGAACCUCUACCUCCGAGCUGUACCCUGUACAACCAGACGGCCCAGAGAUGGGGAAAUCUCAGGAGUAGACUACAACUUUGUCUCCAUUGAGGAGUUCUUCUCCUUGGAGGAGGCAGGAGCGCUGCUUGAGAGUGGGAAGUUCAAAGGGAAUUACUACGGCACCCCUCGGCCUGUUCACAUCAGCCCAGAGAGCCCCCCCAUCACCUACCAGGAACACCGCAACCUGCUCAGAAACUUCCGCACACGCAGCAAAUCGCUCAGCAACCUGGAGAAGGCUGCAGAGGAGGGCGAGAACAGUGAGGAGGACUUGGGCCUGUCAGGAGGCUCUAUAGGCAUCAGCAGCGGGGUCCCACACAGCCAUCGGUCCCCCCGAAGGCCCAGGACGGCCAGCGGCGGGGAUGGUCGUGUCGUAGAGAACGGGAUCCUCAGCGGCAGAAGCGGUGCCAGGCUGAGAGGUGUGAUGCCUGAUCAUUGGGAGCUGGCCUUCAGUGACCCAGGAAAGUCUCACCAUGUAGAACGCAACCCAAAGAGGACCAGCUGGCAGAGUGCUCGAGCUUCAAGUCGGGAGACCGUCUACAAAAAUGAAUGGUUUACAGACCAGCCCUCUGAGCUCAGGGGUUUCCCUGUGCACACACACCUGACAAAGGGCUCCAGAGGGUUCGGGUUUAAUAUUGUCGGAGGCAGCAGGCCGAGAGAGUUCCUGCAGGUCUACAGCGUUACCUCAAGUGGACCCUCAGCACUCAAGACAGCGGACAUCCUCGUGUACAUUAAUGACGUUUGUGUGCUGGGAGUGUCUCACAAAGAGGUGGUAGAGAUGCUCAAGUCAGUGCCUGUGGGUCACACAGUGGAUGUCGAGGUCAGUAGAGGGUACCCCAUGCUGUACAACCACGACGGCAUUCCCAAGCAACCCCCGCCACGGAUACUGGACAGCGGAGACUCCAUCCUACCACCCACCACCACCCAGCCUCAGCCUCUGCACCAACUACCUCGCCGCCUGACCCCCAGCCCCCAGCCCCAGCACUUUAGUUUCAACGGGGUCCACAGUGACGUGAGCUACAUGGAACCAGGCGUGACCUUGGAUGCUAACGGAAACGCCAUGUCUUUCGCUGUCAGACAACCGCCGUCAUACAGACGCUCCAGCGUGAGCAACCCCGCCUCCUCCGUCCCCAUGCGCCCCCCUCGUUCCAUCAGGGGGUUAGCAAGGCUGCAGUCGUUUGACCCCACGCUCGCCAGCCAGAGUGACAGUGAGGUUGUUUCAGCCAUCGGUUCACACAGGGCUUCAAUGAUCCGUAACCACAACAAUAACUCCCUCUCAACGCCCCAACAUUCCCUGCGUUACGGCACGUCCAAGUCUUCCGAGAGCGACCUGUCCACCUGCACCCUGUCAGGGUCCCGCCUGCCCCUCCCUCAGUCCCCGAGAAGGCCCUCGACCUCCCCCGGUGGCCCGCGAAGCGCUCACGCCCACGCCCACGUCUUCAGACCGCAGACCGCCUCGCACCUCAGACCUCCCCCCACACCUGAGAGCCCCCACUACCGCAGCUUCAACGGUUUCCAUGGCAACACCAGCCCCACUGCAAGUCCGAGCAGCAUGUCCUCUCCCGGAGCGAUGAGCAUGGGCAGUGGGGUUGGCAGUUUAAGCGGAGGGGAGCUGGUUCCAGUUGCCUUAGCCCAGUGUGAAGGAGAUCAAGGGCUGGGCUUCAGCGUGACGGCCGGCGGCCCCGGAGGGAGGAUGACUAUAGUGAAGAGGGUCUGGGACAGGAAGCAGUGCAACUCCCUGCAGCCAGGGGACGCUAUUAUCAAGAUCAACGGAGCAGAUGUUCAGAGCCUUAGCUUUUCACAGGUACAAACAAUUCUUCAUGAACACACCAGGCAGGCAGAAGUCAUCUUGUUGGUCUACAGAGGAGGCAUCUAUCAUUCAACCGUCUCCCCCGGCUCAAUCAGAAGACUCCCUCCGCCUCUGCUCCGCCCCCCUCCUCCACCUGUUGGUUCAGAAAACUCCUCUUUGCUCCCAGACACUCUGCCUGUACCCCGCACUUCCCUCAGCACCCCGCCCUCCCCGGCCAAGAUGAGAUCCUCUCUGAUCCAGAGCACCAGUUUCUUGGAGUCGAUUCCAGUGACCCUGACCAUGGAGCCCAAAGACUGGAUCAACACGGGCCUGGAGGAAGAGGCGGGCGGUGUCACAGUCCCUGAUUCAGGUCUGGAGGGUCAGGGUGUUGAACGAACUCGGCCACUCCGAGGGUUUGAUGUGGAGCUGAGGAGAAAACCUGGAGAGGGCUUUGGGUUCGUCAUUGCCUCUCAGGAUGUGGAAAAUGGAAAAGCUGCUUCUCUACUCCCGCACCGGUUUGUGACGGUCCGGCGAGGCAGCCCGGCGUCCAAGAGUGGUCAGAUCCGUCCUGGAGAUCGAUUAGAGGCGGUGGAGGGACGCUCAGUGGUGACUCUGCCUCAUCGAGAACUCGCUCAGAUCCUUCGGCGGGCGGGAAAUACUCUGCGCCUCACCAUUGUCCCACGCCCCAGCACCUAUUCUUCCAGCCUUUCAGAAACCAACGACUUUGACCCCACUCACAGAAGCAGAAAGGGUCAGAGAUCGCGUCCAAAGCGUGACUCUAGGUAUUACAGCGUGGACUUGGAUCGAGGCCCAUCAGGCUUCGGCUUCAGCUUGCGAGGCGGCAGCGAGUACAACAUGGGCCUCUACGUGCUGGGACUGAUGGAGGGGGGGCCGGCGUCACGGAGCCACAAAAUGCAGGUCAGUGAUCAGCUGGUGGAGAUCAACGGGGACAGCACAGCAGGGAUGACGCACAGCCAGGCGGUGGAGCAGAUCCGCAGAGGAGGCCACCGCAUCCACCUGGUGCUCAAGAGAGGAAACGGCUAUGUGCCCGACUAUGGCCGUGAGCACAGAGUCACCUCCCCCUCCCCCCUGCGUCACCCCAAGGAGCAGGGUUUGGCUGCAGUAGACUCCACUGGGCGGAAGGGGCGCAGCUCCAAGCAGAAAAGGAGAAGCAGGUCUUCAAAUGGACAUGAGGGAGAGCGAGCGACGGUAAGGAGAGGGAGAAGACGGGGCUCAGAUGAGGGCGGAGGAGGGCGCUCUGAAUUAAGGAGCCCAACCUCUGAGCCGGAGGAGAUGUCUCCGGAAGCAAGAGCGAGGACGAGGAGCAGGAGGACGAGGAGUAAAAAAAGAGGCUCUCGGAGUUUACCCAGAGACGCGUUGAGGAGAAAUGAUGAUAGUGAGACGGAAAAAGGGACCGAGAGGGGACGGGAGAGGGAGAGGGGGAGGAGCAAAAGAAGGGAGAGGAAAAGUAGAAAUGAGGAGAGCGUGAGGGAGGCAGAGGUCAAGGAGCAAGAGGAAGAUGAAGGGGAAGAGGAAGAGGAAAAUCAGGAGCAGGAGGAACCUGCAGUUGAGGAGAAGGUGGUAGAAGAGAGAGAGGAGUUCCAGGAGAGAGUCAGUUUAGAGAUGGACGAGAGUGACGAUGACGUUUUUCUUCCCAUUCCAAGUCCCAACCAAAAACUUCCCACACCUAAACUCCACUGGGAGGUCGAGGAGGACGAAAACUGGGGCACGAUGGCAGAACACAGAGAGCCGAGGAGAGAGAAGGAGGUGGAGCGGGAUGAAGACGGGGGGGAAAGCAGAGACGCAGAUCGCGACACGGACCGGAGAAGUGACGAGGACACGCGGGGCGCUGGCGUCGAGAGGCCUUCCUUAGGGGUUGAUGUGAUCGAUCGGACGUCACAGAGAAAUCCCUUCUCCUUCCUCACCUCCACGCCGUCCGCGGAGCAGCUGGGCGACCACGAGUCGGAGUCCGAAGGCAGCCAAUCUGACGGCAGCGUGACUGCUGCCAGCAUCUCAGGCCUCUCCCUGGUCGGCACAGAAGCAGGCAGGCGCAGAGCUGCGGUGGUGCCAGGCCCCUGGCUCCAACCCAGCCAACACAGGGAGGCUCAGGUGGAAGAGGAGGGUGGUAGCCCCGGGAGGCGGGAAGGGCAGGAGGGAGGAAGAAGAAGAAGAAACCCUUUCUCUUUACUUUUUAACAAGAAGUAGCUGAGUCGGUCGAUCUCUCACUGUUAGACUUUGACUCGUUUUGUACCAACAUCUCCUCAUAGUCACUUUGAUAUCUGCAGUAGUAUGAAGUCAUAUUCUUUGUGCCUUUUUACAGCUGACCUCUGGCAGGUGUUCAAUGUUAAAAAAAUCUUAUUUUAACCUGUCAAUGCACCAACAUGCUAAAACAAUUAUGUCACCUUUUACUGUUGAGUCGACUAUUUUAAAAAUGAUACACUCCUUUUUUUUUUUUUAUGUUUGCUGCUCUUGUAAUCACUACCACUAGAGAUGUUCCAGCACCAACCCGGUGGAACAGAUGCCCGUUGAUUUAACGGAUAACGCAGUAACCAGUGUUGGCGAGGAAGCUAGUCAAUGCACCCAUCUGAUGCCGUCACUUAUCAGCUCCACCAAAAACAUUUACUUGUUUCUUCUCUCUAAAACAGAAACUUACACACGGAUAAAAUGUCAUUUACAAACGCAAACAGCAGUGUGCUGUUGGCGAGAGGUUCAAUGCCAGUUACUUAUAACUUGAGUAAGACUUGAUUUUAACUGCUAUAAACCCAGAAACAGAAAAAGAUUUAUGUUAAAAAUUAAAGUUAGCUUCGACACGCUUCAGCAGAGAAUACGCAGAACUAACGGAAAUGUUAGCUUAGCCCGUUCAGAUUGAUUUUCCUUUAUUAGACUGAGCCAUACAACAAUGGCUGUAAUCAUAUGACGUGCAUACUUGGUUAGUAGCAUAGACUGAAGCUGUUCACACUGAUAAGGACGUUAUUCUUUUCAAUCACACCCGUAUCAGAGGGGUGCUUUGAAAUCAGCCAAUACUCAAGUCUAGGUUCUCGGGAAGAAAAGAAAAUGGCAUCAGAACAUCUCUAGUUUCCAGGACAACAAGGUAUUGUCUGAAUGACUUCCUCGACUCUCUGCGUCUCUGUCCUCAUGCGUGCCACUUUAGCUGAGCCUCCCCUCUCUUAAUCAUCCCCCUACUGUACAGAGACUGCACAGACGUUCACUUUAUACCUCAUGAAGACACUGAGCAAUAAUAAUGCAACUGUCACAGACAGCCAUUCUUUCCGCUGCGCCACGUCGAACUGAACUAAGAGGACACUGUGUGACGUGUUUGUUCAAAAUCCUCUUAUGUGGUCACUUGCUUUUCGACUUGUAACGUUGUUCCAUUUCACUGAUUGUGAUCAUGCAAAUCCCCUUUUUGGACAGCAGGUGUGAAAUCUAUAUUCUGUAAAUAUAUGUACAGAAAUAAAUGACAGAACCUAUUGUAAAUACUGUACUAACUGGAGCAAGUUUGUAUUACUAUAUUGUAAUACGUAACAAUAAAUAGAAUAAUAUACAUAUGCAGUAUAUCUAUAUUAAACACUACAGAUACCCAUACAUGUUAUUUAUUAUAGUGUGAUGAGAAAUCAUGUGAAAAGUGGUAUAUAGCUUUUGUGAAGGCUCAUAAAGUAAAUACAGACUAUAUUGUACCUGAUUAUUCAGACAUGAAUGUUUAGUAUUAAGCUGCUCCGGUGUGGAUAAGGAAGCUCUGUGUUGUACCCAUCUUCAGAAGUCAGAAAAGAAAAUGCCAAAAAUAUGCAUAUGCAGUGUGCAUAUUUCCAGUACUGUUAAUAAUAUUGUGUAUGUGGGGUCAGAACAAAAACACGAUCUUGAUUCUAGUGAGUGCUGUGCCCAUCGUGCCACGUACAGUUGCCUUGGUAACAUAAAUCACUUUAUCCUAACUGCUGAUUUUUCUUACUGUGAAAACCCUUUUUGCUCUGAGGUCUCUAAUACGGGGAAAAGUGGGCGAGCCGUUAUGUAGUUUCAGUCAUGCCAAAAAAAAAAAAAAAGGCCCUUACUGUAAAUCUACAAAGAUUAAACUUAGGAUAAAACUCAGUGUGCGUCCAAGAUGGCAAAAAUAGCACAUCCUUUAGUUUUUGCUCUCAUUUUUUUAAUAGUUCUGUUGUUGAAAAAAAACAAAAAACAGACUUAACGGAUACUGUGAGAUUUUAUUUUU
Molecule: messenger RNA, 6700 nt
Organism: Labrus mixtus (cuckoo wrasse)
Lineage: Eukaryota; Metazoa; Chordata; Actinopteri; Labriformes; Labridae
Gene: magixb
Product: membrane-associated guanylate kinase, WW and PDZ domain-containing protein 3
Exons: 17
Coding region: 211-4704 (1497 amino acids)
Biological process (GO): signal transduction
Cellular component (GO): cytoplasm
Molecular function (GO): protein binding
Source: RefSeq, a predicted model, not a curated record